Messenger RNA from Adelges cooleyi (spruce gall adelgid), 3757 nucleotides. Its product is annotated as exportin-4-like. Lineage: Eukaryota; Metazoa; Arthropoda; Insecta; Hemiptera; Adelgidae. The transcript is spliced from 21 exons. Gene Ontology annotation, molecular function: nuclear export signal receptor activity. The record is from RefSeq and is a predicted model, not a curated record. Gene Ontology annotation, cellular component: nuclear pore; cytoplasm. Bases 153 to 3557 code for a protein of 1134 amino acids. Gene Ontology annotation, biological process: protein export from nucleus.
UAUUGUGUUAUACGUGAAAAUGUAUGUCCUAUUUUCACACGGUGUACGAAAAUUAGACGUUCAUUGAAAUAAUGUAUGAUAUUACAUUUAUUUUUAUGAAAAUUUGUUGAUAUUCUAAGUACGAUUUUCGAUAUUAAAUCCAGUUCACAAAAAUGGAACAAGCGCAUCAAGUACUACAAGAACUCGAAGCUGCUGGCAGAGUUAUGCUUGCAUCGCCUUCACUUGUUUCCAAUGAACAACGCUGUGCUGCUGAACAAGUAUUCAUGAAUUUCCGCAAAACAAACAUGCCUUAUUCGAUAUGCCGUUAUAUACUUGAUUGCAGUAAAGUUGAUUUUGUGUUGUUUGAAACUGUUGGUACAUUGAGAGACGCACUUAUUAGAGACUGGACUCUAUUGUCUCAAGAACAAAAAAAUGAACUCAGACAGUAUUUGUUCCAUUUUAUCAUGCAGGAAGGUAACAUAGCACCUUUUGUUAGAGAACGAAUAUUGCAGGUAAUUGCAAUCAUGAUUAAACGAGGAAGCGUUGAAGACAAAGGUCGAGAAAGGGAAAAUAUUUUAAAUGAAGUAGAAAAAUUAAUUUUCAAUGGUGAUCCAAAAAAGCAACAAAUUUUAGGCUGUUCAAUAAUUUUAGCAUUAAUGCAAGAAUAUUCUACUACAGUUAAAUCUACUGAUGUAGGUUUAUCAUGGGAAUCACAUUAUGCCGCUAAAAAAGAGUUUGAGGCUAAAGACUUGAAACGUAUAUUUUUAUUUAGUACACGAGCACUAAAUGAAAUGCAAAAUCUUUCACAGCCGUUGUCAUCUGACACAUUGGCUGUUCUCAAACAAUUAUUAAACAUUUCUGAAAAUGUUUUAGUAUGGGGAUUUAUUUCUACUAGCAUGCCUAAGCGUUUAGUGGGAAUGUUUGAAGUAAUAUAUAAUUCAGAAAAUAGUCCUACAUUAAAACUUGGAUCAGAAUGGAGAGAUAUUAUUACAAAUCCCAGCACUGUUAAUUUAUAUUUCCAAGUAUAUUGGUUAGUGCGGGAUAAUCCACAAUUCUCUCAUCACUGUAUGAACUGUCUCGUCCAGCUGUCUUCUAUCAGUGGCAAUGUAUGGGUUGAUAUGAACGAGCGUUUGGCAUAUAUGAAAAAUUAUUUAGAAAAUUUCAUAAAAUUAAUAUCUAUGGUCAAAGUCUUAGAUAGAGAAUCAAUUGGUAUUUCUACUAUUAUAAAACGAGUAAUAAGUGGAUAUCCUCCUUCAGUUUUUAGUCAAUUUCCUUCUGAACUUAUUAAAAGUUUUUUAGAACACAUUACCAUUCUUACUUGCCAGUUUGCUGAGGGGGCUGCUACUGAAGAGAAUUUAUGCCAAGAUGAUCAAAUGUAUUUUGAAGCAUUUAACAAUAUUUUACAACCAUGGGUGUCCAUAAUUACCAAUAGUAACCAAGCUUUUCCUGAAGAUGUAUGCAAAAAUGCAUCUAUACAGAUUUUUAACACGUAUUUAAAAUGUCAUAUAUCACCACCUAAUGGAACUAAGACUAAUAUUGAUACUGAGUUUAAUAUAAACGAAGAAGAUGAUCGUGUAGCUAAUAAAGAACAACUACAAUAUAUUGGAAUAUUUGGUAGAUUAGUUCUGGAACACACCUUACCACUGUUGGUAACUUUAAUAGAAGGUCAAAUUAAAGAAAUGCGAACAGUUAUUGAGCACGUUCAUAGUGGUGGAGGAAGUAAUUGGUCAGAAUCUUUUCAACAACAUGUUGACUCAAUCCAUGAAAACAUACAUUGGAUGUUUUUAAUAGCAGGGCAUGUACUUACUGUUGAUAGUGAGGGUGAACCCAGUAUGAUUCCAUCUGAAAUUAUGCAUCAUAGCAUUAAACAAAGUAAGAAGGUCAAUAUUGAUAUGACACUAAAAUUCCUUAUGAAUCAAAUGUUAGUAAUGGACGUUCCUGGUUCGGAAGAAGCUAUAGAUGAUGUUGUCAAAUUAGUGUCAGUUGCGUUUCAUUUGUCAGAAUUAGAAAAAAAGUUGAUUGAAGCAAAAAUGGAGACGUUUUGUAGUCCAUUAGUAAGUGGUACUAUUGUAUGGUUUUUACGUGAAUUUUCACAAGCGUAUUUAAUGCCUAAUGAAACUUAUUAUAAUGAGUUAAGUAUGCCAUUAUUAAAAGCAUUCGGUCAAAACACAGAUACUGCAAAUUGGGUAUUAAAUUAUUUACUUCAUAAAGUGAAACAUAACAUAAAAUCUCCUUUGUAUGUUGAUAUAAAUCUUAUUGAAGAUACAGUUGGCUUAUUAAUUGCACUGGUAGAUGUUAGACACAAAGCUGAAGUUGUUGUAAACUGUGAAGGAUUUGGUCAACUUUUCCAUCUACAAGAAAACGUUCAUAAAGACCAGUUAGUUCCUGAAGUCAAACAAGGAUUGUAUAAAGCAUUUUCAUUAGUUGGAGAUGCUUUCAACAAUAAAGAAAAACAAAAUGAAUAUUUUACAAGUGUAUUAAAUCCUACACUCGAGAAGUUUAAGAAGAUAAUUUCUAACGUAAACUUUAGGAAAACAUACAAUGAAGAUGAAAUUAGAUUAGAAAUAAUGGAUAUUCUCCAUAAAUGUAUUGGAUUAGCUAGCGGAGCAGUAAUAAAUACAACAGACACAAUAUUUUCUAUUUUAUAUCCGACUCUGAAUGAUUUUUCAAUGCUGAUUGGCUUAUAUCAUAAUUAUCAACUGAUUGUUCAUUUGAUUCUUCAAUUCUUUUGUGAGGUUUCAAAAAAAUUAUUAUGUUUUCUUAAAAUUGAAGAAAGUGAUAGAUUUUAUGGAUCGUGCUAUCAAUUAGUUGAUAUGUAUGCUCGUUACAAUAUUAACAGACUUUCAUUAGACUCUGAUGCUGAAGAUCAGUGUUAUCAAGAUCUUUAUAUUUUUUUAGACCUCCUUACUCACAUUAUGUCUAAAGAAGUUCUGGACCUUAGUUCUGAUGGUAAAAACACUAAUGGAAAAACAGCCGGGGAUGUCUGUGUUUAUGGACUUCAAAUAAUUUUGCCUUUGAUGACUAUUGAUUUAUUGAAAUUUCCUUCAUUGUGUUCUCGGUACUAUAGAUAUGUUUCCUACAUGUGUGACAUGGUACCUGCAAAAUUGUGCAUUGAUAAUGUUGAAAUUUUUAAAGGCGUAUUAACUACAAUUGAAUUAGGAUUGACUAUGUUUGGACAUGAAAUUACAUCAUUGUGUACAGACUUCCUACAAGCGUCUGCUUCAUUUUUGUAUAGCAAAGAAAAUUGUACUUUAUAUGAAGCAUAUAGCUUAUUGAAACCUUUUCUAAAGUUUUUAAUGGAACUUAUUAUUUCGUGCCAAAUUAGUUCAGACGCGUUAUCAAACAUUGGCCACGUACUCUAUACAUUGAUAUGUUGUUAUCCGGAAGAGUUUCAACAAAUAUCUAUGCAGUUGAUUACCAAUCAAAACACUACUUUAAUAUCUGAACGUCUAAGAAAUGCCUUAGAACUACUAACCAACAAUAUAGAAUUCAAUGGACAGCGUAUUAUGAAAUGUCGUUUUAAAGACAAUUUUGACAGCUUUUUGACUAAUGUACGUGGGUUCCUAUUUAUAAAGUGAUAAAUUAUGUAAAUAUGUGUUAUAAUAAAUAACCCGACAUAUAUUUUUAUCCUACUGGAAGUUCACGUCUCUUUCUGGUAGUCUUGUUAGCUGACAAGUAUCAGAAAAAUAAGUGUAAAACAAAUUUUGAGUAAGUGUAUGCUUCGUCCAGACUGUGUUUGCUUUUUAAUAUAUUUAACUAUGUUUAGUGUUUUCCUGUC